This is a messenger RNA of Cajanus cajan (pigeon pea), 1984 nucleotides long. RefSeq names its product DNAJ heat shock N-terminal domain-containing protein. The record is from RefSeq and is a predicted model, not a curated record. NCBI's taxonomy places the organism in Eukaryota, Viridiplantae, Streptophyta, Magnoliopsida, Fabales, Fabaceae.
UGACAGCCAAAAAUGGGUGACAGAAGAAAGAAGCGGCGUCGUGUGCUAGACUCGCCCACUUCUUCCUCCUCUCCGUCGUCCGACUCCGACCGCCCUUCACGGCGGCGGCGGCGGCGCGAGAAGGAGCGGCGCCGAAGGAGCGAGGAAAAGGAGGAGCGAAGGCGGAAGAGGAGAGACAGAGAGAGAAGAAAGAAGAAGAGGCACCACGAUUCCGAUGAGUCCUCCUCUUCGGAGGAGGAAGACGAGCCUAGGGUUCAGCCUCAAGCUGUGAUAGCCGAAAUGAUGCAAGAGUUUCCCAACGUUGGCAACGAUUUGAAGCAGCUCUUGCAAAUGAUUGAUGAUGGACAAGCUGUUGACAUAAAGGGCAUAUCAGAAAGAUCUUUAACCAAGCAUUUGAAGAAGCUGUUCCAUUCGUUAAAACUUAAGGAAAAUGGAGAUAGGGUUUUCUUGCUGCCUUCUAAAGCUCGCCCUACUUUGGAUGUUGUUGGUCCUCUAAUACACUCCUAUAUGAAUGAGCAAGCUGGCACUUCUGCACCAGUGGCUGAUACUUCUGCAGUUCCAAUUGAUAUUGGAAAUGAACAGAUGGUGGAUGACCAUGUAACGGCACCCCCGGAGGAUCAUUCUGUUGGUCCUAGAAGAAGGGUGAUAGGCCCUGCAAUGCCAUCAGCUGAAUUGCUUGCUGCGGCUGCCAAAUUAACUGAGGCACAGACUGAGCUCAAAGAUGCCGAAUUGGACGAUGAUACUGAACUAUUUAUAGGACCUGCACCACCAGCUAUGGUUUCUGAAGCAGAAUCAGCUAAUGAAGCAGAACGAUUUGAAGAGGUAACCAGGAUCAUGGAAGUUGAGGCUGACAGCCCAUAUGAUGUUCUGGGAGUUAACCAUAAUAUGUCCAAUGAGAACAUAAAGAAAAGGUACUGGAAGAUAUCACUAUUGGUUCAUCCAGAUAAAUGCUCUCAUCCACAGGCCCACCAAGCUUUUAUUAAAUUAAAUAAAGCUUUCAAAGAAUUACAAGACCCAGAAAAGAGGAAAGCAAUGGAUGAUAAAAUCAAACUCAAGCAAGAACAAGAGGAAUUUAAGGCUGAACUUAAAAGCAUGCGUGAGGCUGCACUGUGGAGAAGAUCUCAAGGUAUUUCCAUGGAGGGUGAUGAAGAGCUUCUGGCACAGACAGAGGUUAAAGUGGAACCAAAAAGGGAUGAGUGGAUGACAACACUGCCUCCAGAAAGGAAACCUGGUGGUGUGACUAUGCAAUCAACCAAGUUUAGCCGUGGCCCAAAGGAAGGUAGAGGUGAUACUAGUGCUUGGACAGACACCCCUUUAGACAGGGCCCAGAAAGCAAAGAUGAAUUAUUUGGAAGCAUACAAUGAAGCUACUGCACUAGCCUCAAAUGAAGAUGAAAAGAAAAGGGCUAGUGCGGAUGCAGAAUUAGUGGACAAAUACAAUAAAGCAAAACGGUCAAAAACAUUGGUGCAAAAGCAUCAAGAAGAGGCUUCUAGCAAAUCCAAGAAAAAGUCCAAGCAACAGCCGCAGAAGGAAGACUGGGUGGGCCAACAUCCAUGGAAGCCAUGGGACCGUGAAAAGGAUCUAACAGCUGGAAGGAAAACUGUAAAUUUUGAUUCAGAAAGCAUGACUAAGGAUUUAUCUUCAAGGUUUUCCUCUGGGAACUUUCAGAGGAACUUCCUUUGAUUUGAUUUAGUUCACGUAUCAUGUGCUGUGGCCUUUUGCCUGGACAACAUCUGUUCAAUGAGCUUCAUUGAGAAAUUGAAUUUUUCUUCUUCCUGAUGUAGCCAGUAGGCAGUAGGUGCUGAGUACAGAGUCAUGUGCUGAAAAUGCUACGGAGAAUUCUAAUUAUGAAAUUGCGUGACUGGCAAAUAUUUUCUGAAGUUUGUACAACAAAUAGUCCAUUUCUUAUUUUCAUAACUUAUAUAGAUGUAUAUCUAACUAUCUAUCAAGCAUGGUUAUCUGAAGUAUUUAUCUUUGUGGCACA